CCGCCUCCGUCCAGAACCUUCCCCAUUCCACACUUCCAUUUAUUCUCCCAACCGCACGCGCUCCGACGCGCAGAAAGGCAGCGCCGUGACUGAGAACAAGAGAGGCCGGCACAGAGAGACGCUCUCGGCUAGGGCACGGAUCGUCGCGACGAAGGAAGAUGUCGUACUCCAGAGGAUCAAGAUAUGAGUCCGACUCAUAUUCUACAUCGCCCAGACGGAGCAGCCGUUCAAGGUAUAGGAGUCGUUCUAGAAGUGUGGACUCAAGUGAUGUUGAAAACCCUGGGAACAACCUGUAUGUUACUGGCUUAUCUGCUCGUGUGACAGAUCGAGAUCUGGAGAAACACUUUUCUGCUGAGGGAGAGGUUAUUGAUGCUAGCAUAGUACUUGAUCCAUGGACAAGGGAAUCCCGGGGAUUUGGAUUUGUUACCAUGGCUACUGUUAAGGAGGCUGAUCUUUGCAUCAAAUAUCUAGACCGCUCAGUGUUGGAAGGUCGUGUGAUAACUGUAGAGAAGGCCAAGAGAAGACGUGGUCGAACACCAACGCCCGGAAGGUAUCUAGGCACAAAAUCAUCAUGUGUGACACCAGCACGGAGGUAUUCCCCAAGCUACUCGCCUGUUGAAAGAGACCGCUACAGUUCACGCUACUCACCUGAGCGAGAACGGUCUUAUUCUCCUUAUGGUAGAAGGCGAUCAUAUUCUCCAUACAACAGGCGAAGAUCAUACUCCCCCUAUGAGAGGCGUAGAUCCUACUCUCCACAUGAAAGGAGACAGUCCUACUCUCCGUAUGGCAGAUCCCCUUCUCCUUAUGGUAGACGGCGAUCAUACUCUCCCUAUGACACACGUGGUUCACGGCGUCGGUCAUACUCAUCUUACCGUGGUUCCCGCUACCGUUCAAGAUCUCCAUACCGUUACAGAAGAGAGAGGUCAUGUUCCUAUGACCAUUCUGUUUCACCAUACUAUAGAAGGUGCUAUUCUCCAAGUGCUAGAGGACGGAGCUAUUCUCGCAGUGUAUCACCUCAGAGGAGCUACUCCCAUAGCUGUUCCCCGGAUUCUCAGAGGUCAGGGAGCUAUUCUCCAAGGAAAAGAUACAGUGAAAGGAAACCGUCGCGCAGCAGGUCGUCGGGUAAGAGGCAUUCUAGGGAGAGCUACUCUCACAGCCGCAGUUCCUACUCAAGGUCUGUCUCCAGGGAGCGCUCAGAAUGAAUUGAAGCUUGAUGUUCUAGAGAUCAAUAAAGCUCUCUAUGCCUAAGUGUAUGUCUGUAUCUCGUGAAGCUUACUUUGCACCUGUUUCCAACUUAGAAACCGUGUACCAUAAUAUUUGUGUCGUAUUGUAUCGGAUACUUCUAUAUGUUUAUGCUUACUUUCGUAGGCAGAUAUUAUUGGUGGUUCGUUAUGGUGUCCAGAUCUACAAUCUGUAGCAUAUUGAUACUUACUGUGUGUUGUAUCAGGUUCUGUUAUGCUGUCA
Oryza sativa Japonica Group (Japanese rice) is the source of this 1464-nucleotide messenger RNA. The record is from RefSeq and is a predicted model, not a curated record. NCBI's taxonomy places the organism in Eukaryota, Viridiplantae, Streptophyta, Magnoliopsida, Poales, Poaceae.